GGAGGAGAGAAGAGAGGAUGGACGGACUACCCUCUGCUGGAGACAAAUUAAAUGAUUUUGCCUCCAUCAACAGAAAAGUGGAGGGGAUAACUUUUUGGAAUUCAGCCUAGGGCUUCCUCUUUGACGUUUCGCUCACUCCUGGCUUGCACUCUCUCUCACUCUUUCCCUGAGGAAAGGCUGCUGCUUAAGAGGGUAGAUUUAUCCUAAGGAAUUCAGUGCAUAAAGCCUUAGCCACAGUCAUAGUGUCACUCAUGAUGCACAGCUUCAUGGGAGGGGGCCUAUUUUGUGCCAUCGUGGGGAACAUCCUGUUGGUGGUCUCCACAGCCACAGACUACUGGAUGCAGUACCGUCUGUCCGGCAGCUUUGCCCAUCAGGGCCUGUGGAGGUACUGCAUGUCUGGCAAGUGUUACAUGCAGACUGACAGCAUUGCCUACUGGAACGCCACUCGUGCUUUCAUGAUCCUCUCUGCCAUGUCAUGCUUUGCUGGCAUCAUCGCAGGAAUCCUCUCGUUUGCCCACUUCUCGGCCUUUGAGAGGUUCAACCGCUCAUUUGCUGCUGGGAUCAUGUUCUUUGUUUCAACUCUCUUUGUUCUGCUUGCAAUGGCCAUUUACACCGGAGUGACUGUGAACUUCCUGGGCAAGCGCUUUGGUGACUGGCGCUUCUCUUGGUCCUACAUACUAGGCUGGGUGGCACUGCUCAUGACCUUCUUUGCAGGUAUAUUCUACAUGUGUGCCUACAGAAUGCAUGAGUGCAGAAGAGUGGCUGGCCCACGUUAAAGUAAAGAGGAAAUAACGUGUCAAGGGUGCAAAGGAUAUCAAUUCCUGUUCAAAAAUAGAGAAUUUACU
This is a messenger RNA of Cottoperca gobio, 845 nucleotides long. RefSeq names its product lens intrinsic membrane protein 2.5 (gene lim2.5). The record is from RefSeq and is a predicted model, not a curated record. Gene Ontology annotation, cellular component: plasma membrane. Lineage: Eukaryota; Metazoa; Chordata; Actinopteri; Perciformes; Bovichtidae. The coding region runs from base 252 to 776 and encodes 174 amino acids. Gene Ontology annotation, molecular function: structural constituent of eye lens. The transcript has 6 exons.